AUGCCAUCUUCUCAAGUAGUUAAUAGUUAUGUCAAUGAAGGAUUCAAGGAUACAGCACAAAAAACUGAUUCUUAUCCACAAAAAGAACAUAUUAUAAAAAUGCGUGAUGGUGAUACAUUACAAAUUGAAAUGUCUGUUGAUGGAGCUCAAACAGUAGCACCAUUAUCACCGCGUAUUACAGUUACAUUUCAUAAUGUCUCUAAAGUUAUCAAUGUUCCAGCUAAAAUGAUCGAUCCAUCAUCAAAAGAACGAUUUAUUGAACGAAAAUUACUUGAUCAAGUUUCUGGACAAAUUCAACCAGGACAAUUAGCUGCACUUAUGGGUCCAUCAGGUUGUGGAAAAACUACAUUACUCAAUACUUUAGCUGGUCGAGCAUUGAAUGGUGUUACUGGUAAUGUAUGGUUUAAUAAUCAAAGUUAUGAAAGAAGUAUGAAACGAAAACUAGCUUAUGUUCUUCAACAAGAUUCAUUUUUUGAACAACUUACUGUUAAACAACAACUGACAUAUACCGGUUUACUUCGAUUACCCAAUCAUUUAUCUAAAAAAGAUAAGUUAACUCAAGUUGAACAAAUUAUUGAUCAAUUACGUAUUCGAGGGUGUGCAAAUACUCCUAUCACGUUAAUAUCUGGUGGUGAAAAAAAGCGUGUUAAUAUAGGAACAGAAUUAUUAACAAAUCCAAGUGUUAUUUUUCUUGAUGAACCUACAUCUGGUUUGGAUAGUACAUCAGCCGUUGCAUUAAUAGAUGUUCUUCGUGAAUUAGCUAUGCAGGGUAAAACAAUCGUUACUUCUAUUCAUCAACCUUCAUCACAAAUUUUUCAAUCAUUUGAUCAAUUUAUUCUUUUAGCUGACGGAAAAACUAUUUUUAUGGGUAAACCAUCGGAUGCUCUUCCUUAUUUUGCUACAUUAGGACAUCAUUCACCACCACAGUAUAAUCCAGCUGAUUAUGUUAUGGAUCUUGUUAAUCAAGAUAUGAAAAUUCGAGAAGAACUUAAAGAAGCCUAUCUUCAAAAUAAAAUAAAUACAAAUGUCAAAACUAUAUCUAAUCAAUUACAACAACAACAACAAUAUCAAUAUUCAACAGUUGGUAGACAAUAUCUAUUAGUCGAACCAUCUGGAGAUGUCGCAGAUCUAACUAAUCCAGAUAAUGUUAAUUUAAUUCCAGCUAAACAUGAAAGUAAAUGGCCAAUAGGAUUUUUACCUCAAUUAUUAAUUCUUACUUCACGUGCAUUUCGAUUAUCUGGAAAAGCUCAAUUUACGCGCCUUAGUUUUAUACAGGCAAUAUGUAUAUCUGUAAUAACUGGUUUAUGUUGGUUAAGAAUGAAUUUUGCUGAAAAUACAAUACCUGAUCGAUCAUCAUUUAUUUUUUUUAUAAUGGCAUUUUGGCCAUUAGAAACAUUAUUUAGUGGUUUAUUAUCAUUUCCAUCAGAACGUGGUGUUAUUGAAAAAGAACGUGCAAGUGGUUCAUAUCGUUUAUCAUCUUAUUUUCUUGCUAAAUCAUUAGCUGAAGCUCCAUUAAAAUUUAUUUUACCAACAUUAUAUCUUAUAAUUGCUUAUUGGAUGGCAAAUAUGAAUAAUAAUUUUGGUAUAUUUCUUGCUAUUCUUGGUUUUCAACUUUUAUCAAUUCUUGUUGCUGAAUCACUCGGUCUUUUUUUGGGUGCAACAUUUAAAAAUUUACUACAUGGAAUAACAGCAGCUACGAUACUUAUUAUGAGUUUAAUGUUAGUCGGCGGAUUUUAUGUUCGAAAUUUACCACAUUGGUUAGGUGUAUGGGGAAAAUGGGUAUCAUUUUUCAAAUAUUCUUAUGAUGCAUGUCUUCAAUUACAAUUUAAUGGUCGACAUCAUUAUAAAUGUGUAGAUGGAACAUAUGUACCUUCAUGUCGAAAUAAUCCUAAUGGUACAUUUGUUAGUGACGAGGCAUUACAAUAUUUUGAUAUAGGUCUUAAUGUUGGUCUAAACUUUUUAGUACUUUUCGGCAUGUUUGUUGUUUUUCGGUUUUUUGCAUAUCUUUCAUUACGAUUUGUAAACAAUAAUUCUGGCCGUACAUAA
This is a messenger RNA of Adineta steineri, 2046 nucleotides long. The record is from the annotation of a GenBank genome assembly. Lineage: Eukaryota; Metazoa; Rotifera; Eurotatoria; Adinetida; Adinetidae.